Molecule: messenger RNA, 2428 nt
Organism: Polyodon spathula (Mississippi paddlefish)
Lineage: Eukaryota; Metazoa; Chordata; Actinopteri; Acipenseriformes; Polyodontidae
Product: G2/M phase-specific E3 ubiquitin-protein ligase-like
Exons: 15
Coding region: 170-2308 (712 amino acids)
Cellular component (GO): nucleus
Molecular function (GO): ubiquitin-protein transferase activity
Source: RefSeq, a predicted model, not a curated record
CACUCGGAUGUUUGAGUUUGAAUUUUGGAAACACGAUUUUCAUUGGAGCAUCUGAAAGAAUGUGUACAAAGAGUCAGAUUCGAAGUAGCUGGGGCUAUUUAAAAGCAAGAAAUAGUCGCUGGUGAACCAUUCUCUUAUUUAGCAUCUACAGUGUCUCGCUUGCUUAACAAUGAAAAAAAACAAACGUGCAGAAGUGGAGAACAUUCAGAACCAGCCAUGUGUUUUCUGUAAACUGCCUGAUGACUGUCCAGAAAAGUAUGGGGAGAAGACGACUUGCACAAAGCACAACAUUACACUUCAUUAUUUCUGCCUUCUUAUGUCCAGUGGUGUAUAUCAACGUGGUGAAGAAAAUGAAGGGAUCUAUGGAUUUUUAGUUGAAGACAUACAAAAGGAGAUCAAUAGAUCUUCUAGAUUGGCUUGUCAUUUCUGCAAGAAGAGAGGAGCGUCUGUUGGAUGUUCAGUUAAAGCGUGUCGGAAGAGCUUCCAUUUCCCAUGUGGAUUAAAGAAAGAGUGUAUUUUCCAGUUUACACAAAUGUUUCCGUCAUUCUGCUGGAUCCACAGGCCUGUUCAGCGCGCAACAGUGUCAAGCAGGUUGAGUGGUCAAUACUCCUGUACCAUAUGCCUGGAUUUCAUUGAGCCAGCCUUGUCUUACAGUGUUUUGAAAUGUCCCUGUUGUAACAGUAGCUGGUUUCACAGGGAUUGUGUACAGCAUCAGGCCUAUAGUGCUGGAAUGUUCUUUUUUAGGUGCACUAUAUGCAACAACAAAGACAUGUUUCAGCAAGAGAUGCUCAGGAUGGGUAUAUACAUUCCAGAGAAGGAUGCCUCCUGGGAGCUAGAAGAAAAUGCGUAUAGUGAGCUGUUGCAGUCCUAUCAACAUUGCGAUGUCCGUCACUGUUUUUGCAGAAAAGGAAGAGAAUACAGUCAGCCCAACAGCAAGUGGGAAAUUGUAAGGUGCCAGUACUGCGGCUCCAGAGGAACUCAUCGAUCCUGCUCUUCUCUGAAAAGGUUCCAAGAAAAUUGGGUGUGCUCAGAAUGCAGAGCCAUCAUUCACAAAACAGAGACUUUACAAAGGACCAGUGUUGGUUCGUUGGCCUCUUCCCCAAUGAAGAAUGAAACCGCAAAGCAAUUAGUAAAACCUUCUCCAAAAAGGUCAAGACUGUCAGCCCUUUACCACAGGGACAUUCCGAGCAGGCAAUCAUUACAGACAUUACCAGCUAUGGAGAUUUUAAAGCAACUACAAGUGCAGAUUAACCUACUUGAAUUCACAAGAUUUACCAUCAACAAAGAAGAUGUCUUUAGGGGUGCCUUGUGCGCUUUGAGGCGUAAAGGGUUUGAUCCCCACCGUGUAAUUGCUGUGAAGUUUACAAACACAAGAAACACUUUUGAAACUGUGGCAAAUAAUCAGGGACACAGGAGGGAAUUCCUACGUCUACUGAUGCAUAAACUUGAAAAUUCCUCACUGUUUGAGGGCUCUUGUAGUAAGAACUUAGCACUAGACCCUCAAGCUUUGAGGGAGGAUCUGUACUAUGAUGCUGGACGGAUGAUUGGGCUAUCCCUCAUACAUGGUGGCCCAGCUCCCGGGUUCUUCUCAAAAAUGCUCUUUAAUUGCGUGCUGUACGGACCAGAAAACAUUGUACCCACCCUGGAGGACCUGGCUGAUGCAUGUGCCAUGCAAAAGGUCAAGAAGAUUGAAGAGGCAUUGACUCAGGAUGAGCUGGAAACCGCAAUUAAGGAAGCUUCUGAGUAUCUGGCUGUUGCCGGAUGUUUAAGACCAGACUGGACUUUGUGUGACAAGGAAAUAUUGAUGAAAGAAAUUCUAAACUUCCACUUGAUUACACAAAUGCAUGUGCCCAUUCAAAGAUUCUGUGAAGGGCUAAAAAUCCUUGGCCUUUUGGAAAAAAUUCAGUUGUUCCCAGAAGCCUUCGCUGAAUUGUUUUGCCACAAACCACAAAAACUUACAUCACUUAAACUUGGUGACCUUUUCACAGUCCACUGUUCUCUUGAUGGGAAUAGAAAGCUACGUGAGACUAAAGUUAUUGGCUUCUGGAGGCAAUACUUACAGGACUGUGAAGAUUCUGCAUGUCCUGUGUCCCUGGAGACCAUUCUUGUAUUUGCAACAGCAGCUGAUGCAGUUCCUCCCAUGGGCUUUGUCCCUGAACCCUCCAUAGAGUUUCUCCAUAAUCAAGGCCAGCUUCAAGAGAUGUUUCCACAAGGGGAGACAUCCUUCAACAUCCUGAAACUGCCAAUAGUUCAAACUUACGAAGAGUUUAGAAGGAGCAUGGAUUACGCCAUCUGUUGCAGUAUAUAAAAUAGUAGAAAGAAUGUACUUUUCCCAUUUUUUCAAUCGGUCAGUCUUUAUAUAGCACCUUUCAUAUGGACCACCUUCAAAAAGCGCUUUACAAGAUGCAAUAACAAGAAGAAAAUCCAU